This is a messenger RNA of Symbiodinium sp. CCMP2456, 2673 nucleotides long. The record is from the annotation of a GenBank genome assembly. Lineage: Eukaryota; Dinophyceae; Suessiales; Symbiodiniaceae.
AUGGCGAAGCAAACCCUGAGAUAUGCCAUGGUCGGUGGUGGCCAGGGUUCAUGGAUCGGUGAUGCACACCGAAAGGCUUUGGCUUUGGACAACACUGCCAGGCUCGUCGCCGGCUGCUUCUCUUCCAGUCGAGAGCGGUCGCAGGCAUUUGGCGAAGCUUUGGCUUUGCCAGACUUGCGCGUUUACGGCUCGCCCUCGGAGCUCGCGGAGAAAGAGGCGGCUCUUCCAGUAGACGAGAGGCCGCACUUCGUCGUCAUCUGUACACCCAACCGGCAUCACUUAGAGCAGAUUGAACUGCUAGCUGCCAAGGGUUUCCCGAUUGUCUGCGACAAGCCGCUCUGUGAGACUCUGGCCGAAGGAAAGCAGGCCCUGGCAGCCCUGGGCGGCGGCCUCUUGGCCCUGACUCACUGCUACGCAGGAUACCCCAUGAUCAAGGAGGCUCGGUCUCUGGUCAAGAAAGGUCGCUUGGGCACGCUUCGCAAGGUGGUUGUAGAGUAUCCACAAGGCUGGCUUGUGCCAGAAGAGGCUAAGGAUGGCAAGCCGGCGAUGAGUGCCUCCACCGGUGUCUCUAGUAUGGUCGACGUGGGCACGCAUGCAGAGCAUUUGGCUCGAUAUGUUACCGGCCUCGAGGCCAAGGAGGUCUUUGCAGACGUAUCUAGUUUUGUCACUGGCGGCCCCCGUGCGCCAGAUGACUUCAAUGUGCUGAUCCGCUAUGAGGGAGGUCAGCGGGGAGUGCUGAUUGCGUCGCAGUCGUCAUCUGGGGAGCAGAACUGCUUGCGCCUGAGGGUGUAUGGCUCGGAGGGAUCUCUCGACUGGAUGCAGGAGGAUCCGAACAUCCUUACGAUGCGCCUGCGUGACCAGCCAGUACAGACGCUCCACCGUGGACAACCCUACCUCAGCCCCGAGGCACGUUCCUGUUCCCGCCUUCCACCGGGCCACCCGGAGGGCUAUCUGGAAGCCUUUGCCAACAUCUACCGCAGCUUCGCUGCUGCAGUGCAGGCACGGGACACUGGUGCGGAGGUUCCAGAAGUCGACUUCCCCACGGCAGCAGAUGGCAUUGCCAGUUUGGCCUUUGUAGAGGCAGUUUCCAAGAGUUCUGAGGCAGGAUCCUUCAAUUCGGAGUCCGGGGUGCAGUGGGUGCUACCUGGCCAUUUGGGCUGGUGGGUCUCCUUUCAUUUUGGACAGAAACGAAGUUCAAAGAACGACCCGUUCACCAACGCUGGUAUUUGCAUCGAGCCUGACCUGUCUUAUGACGUGGACAUGCAGGCUGAGGAGCACGAGGCUUUUGGAACCUUCCGUGCUGCCAAUGCGGCCUGCAAGGAGCAGAGCCACCGAACCAGCUUCAUGACCGGGCACUUGCUGUGGCAGGAUCGAUUGCGCGUUGAGCAGCAGCAGCGGGACAAACAGCUUAGCUGGGGCUCCACGCCCCAGGAUCCCCAGGGCUGGCGAACCCAGAAGAAGGCAGUCAGCUUUUCGAGACCAGGAUGGCGAGAGAUCGGCUUCUUUGGCAGGACUCACAAGGUCCUGGCAGUCGGAAUCCUGACCUCGAGCUCCCAAGCUGCAGCGAGGUACAGGACGAUUGUCGGCAUUGUGGUGCUUGCCCUUCUUCUGCAAGGUGUGCCUAUAGCGCUGCUCUCUCGGCUUGCGGGCCCGGUACCCACGUCUUGUGAGGCCAUCGUGGUCCUCGGAUAUGCCAUUGACUGGAGCACAGGGCGUGUCCCCGAGGGUGGCCUGCUCUCGCAGCGCUUGGCGCUGGCGCUCACCGCCCUUGAUGAAGCUCGCGUGUUGGUCUUAUCUGGGGGAAUCGGCGAGGAUGUUGUCUCAAAGGUAUCCGAGGCCGCGGCUAUGAAACGCUGGCUCGAAGAUCGAAAGGCACUGACGACUGAGGUCCUGCUGGAAGAAGUGUCCGUCUCGACCCACACCAAUGCGCUGCGCUCUUUGGAGCAUCUCCUGGCAAGGGAAGGAGCUCUUCCUAGUUCAAUCUGCCUAGCAACUAAUUCUUUCCAUCGAUUUCGUGCACGGUACACCUUCCAGAAAGCACUGCAGAAGAUGAAGGUGGAUCCUGCUGGAGUUCAGAUCUUCGCGUUGCAGGAUGCCACGCCCAAAACGCAGUGGUCCGCCUUUUUCGGUUCCAACGUUGAAGUGGAAGAAGCCGUGCAGGUCCUACAUCCCAUGCAGCGGCUCAGUUUCGAUCUAAUGCUGGGUGCAGAUGGCCCCGACAAACUUCACAAUUCUCACUACGGAGGCCCUGUUGGUCUUUAUCGUCUGUUGAAAUGCGUGGCACCAUACCACCACAAAGCAACCAGGACAAGCGGCAAAAGCACGAACGGUAAGACUAGCGUGGUUGUAAUGACGUUGGCCACAAAGGGCAAAGUGUACAAGAAUGUUGCAAAGCCCCUGCCAUUGAUUUCACACUGGGUGCCCAAAGGCCGGCUAAGGCUGAAGAUAAUGCGUGGGCUUGCCUCAUCGACAUCGGAGCCUUCGCUGAGGCAUGCGGAGGACGCAGGCCCUUUCGGUCGACCUGCGGCCGAGGUCGCCUUGAGGCAUCAUGAGGUGUGCCACCGCCAAGCGCAUGCCCCCCUCGAUCAGCCGAGGACCGCCCAGCUGUUGCAUAGUUUCGGAACUGUGCAUACGCUCUCACGCGCCUGGAAUGGACAAUGCCAGAUUUGUUGA